Molecule: messenger RNA, 2154 nt
Organism: Cricetulus griseus (Chinese hamster)
Lineage: Eukaryota; Metazoa; Chordata; Mammalia; Rodentia; Cricetidae
Source: RefSeq, a predicted model, not a curated record
CCUCCCUGCUGCGCGGGCCCCCUCGCGUCGCACCCGCUUCCCAGAGAGCCUCGUCCUCGCGCGUCGCAGCAUCCCUGCCCUUGGCACUAUUUACACGUCUCCGACUUCCACGACUCCUUAACCCCCACCUGCCUCAGAGCCCACCUCCACCGAAGGGGAGGUAGUUCGACCCCCGACAUGGCGUCGGCGAUGACAGACCACAAUCCUCGCGCGGCCGAGGCCUCUGGCACCUACACCUACACCAGCAGGCCCCGGGCCGUGCCUUGCCAGCGCCGCCGCUACCGGGACAGCCUGUUGCAGCCAGUUGACGAAUCUAUGACCUAUGGAAACAUAAUGUAUGACAGAAGGGUGAUCCGAGGCAACACCUAUGCACUACCCGCAGGACAGGUGCCCGGACAGCCUGAUCCUCUGGAGCUUCAGCGACAGCAGCAAGCCAGGAGGAAGUCUCUUGCCAGGAAACGAGCCCAGGCGCAGCUCAGGCCUCGGACACCCGAGCCUGUGGAGGGCAGAAAGCAUGUGGAUGUACAGACAGAAUUAUACCUUGAAGAAAUUGCUGACCGAAUAGUUGAAGUUGACAUGGAAUGCCAGACAGAUGCAUUUCUGGACAGACCACCAACACCACUCUUCAUUCCUGCCAAAACUGGCAAAGAUGUGGCCACUCAGAUACUAAUAGGAGAGCUCUUUGACUUUGACCUUGAAGUCAAACCAAUGUUACAAGUUCUGGUGGGGAAGACGAUUGAACAGGCCCUUCUGGAAGUGAUGGAAGAGGAGGAGCUAGCCAACCUGCGGGCCAAUCAAUAUGCAUAUGAAGAAAUACGCAAUGUUGAACUGGCUGAAGUGCAGAGACUGGAAGAGCAAGAGAGAAGGCACCGAGAAGAAAAGGAACGGCGUAAGAAACAGCAGUGGGAAAUCAUACAUAAGCACAACGAGACAUCACAGAAGAUCUCGGCGCGUGCAUUUGCGCAGAGGUACCUGGCUGACCUUCUCCCAUCUGUCUUUGACAGUCUCAGGAACAGUGGCUACUUUUAUGAUCCAAUUGAAAGAGACAUUGAGAUAGGAUUCCUUCCAUGGCUAAUGAAUGAAGUUGAAAAAACUAUGGAACACUGCAUGGUGGGAAGAACUGUGCUUGACAUGCUGAUCCGUGAAGUGGUUGAAAGAAGGCUAAACAAUUAUGAGCAUAAGGAAGACACACAGCCCUCUAUGAGGUCGGAUGAUGUGUUUCGUGGUCCUAACACAGUGGCAGAUCCCUCGGUGAGUUUAGAAUUACAGGAGUCAACCAUAUCCCAAUCCCAGAAGUCACUUUUAGACAAACACUCCCAAGAAAGUAAUCCCACGGAAGAGGGGGAGCCUGUUUCGAAGAAUGACCAAGGAGAACCGAAGGAGUCUGGACAGGAGGAGCUGUCACAACCAGAAGGAUCAUGGGAGCAAGAAAGCAACUCAGCAGGUGGUCAGUAGUGAUACAGUCAGGUACUAGUGCAUGUGACCCCAGACUUUAGAAAUUAUGGGAUAUUUAUCCACCAAAUCUUUCUGUCUAAUUGACUGAACAAAUUAUGAUUAAAAAAUAAAACUAAUAAAAAAGACAUUUUCAUUUAUUUAACAGAAUAUUCAAAGACCAUAUUGUCAUACUAAUAAUCUUGUGUAACCUCUAGUUUCCCAUCACUGUAAGUGUAUUUUUUCUUAAUCCUCCUAAUUUUGUGAAUUAAUUCCUUUUUGUUAAGUCUCAUAUCUCAUGUUAGAUAAUCGUGCUGUCAGCCAUUAAGCUUGUCUUCUCUGUAGGAAACUAGUAUACCCUCACUGGGUAAAGAAACCCUGUGUGUUCCUGAAGGCUGAGGUGCCUCCUCCCUGUGAGGAGCAAAACCCGAGCCAUGUUUGGCUAAUUAAACACCACCCUUCUACCUUCAGGAUAUAACUAAAGCUUACUGACUGCUGUCAACCCAUUACAGAAUCUGGCUUCUCUUUUUUGAAUUAGCAAAGGUUCAGGCAACAGCAGAAAAGCAAACACCAUCUCUCUCCCUCCACACACACAGCCUCUGUUGUCAGCUGGUUAGAGGUACCCAGGCCUUUUGUGGGUUAUUUAGGUCUAUUCCUGUUUCAACAUUUAGAAAGUAUAGGCUUUUACUUUGUAACUAAUAAAUGUGUUGUUUACAUAUUUUA